UUAUGAAAGAUUCUUAAAGAUUUGGUCAGCAACAGCAAUAAUGUUUUCCCUGGCAAUAAAGCUUCCUACCUCACCAUGCACAGUAACACCAUUUAUUACUUAUUCUCAUCAUCAAUAACACAACUUAGGUAGAAGGUGAACAAGUAAUUAUUUCUCUGUUCAAAUCUUACUGCAUUAAUGGAUCAACUUCACAUUUUCUUGCUCCCCCUAACCGCCUAUGGCCACAUGAUUCCAGCUUUGGACAUGACCAAGCUAUUCCUUUCACGGGGGGCCAAAACAACUAUAAUCACCACACCGGAAUUCGUCAAAGAAGUAGAACAUAUUCGACAACAGGGCUUUGAGAUCGGCAUUGAGUGUGUCAAGUUUCCACAAGUAGGUAUCCGGGAUGGGGGUGAUGAUGCAUUUUCCUAUCAGUUUGCCAUUUACGCGCUUCAAGAACCGGUCGAGGAGCUCCUCGAAAGAUUACGUCCUGAUUGCCUUGUUGCUGAUAUGUUCUUCCCAUGGGCUUCUGAUGCUGCAGCCAAGUUCAACAUCCCGCGAUUAGCUUUCCACGGAACGAGUUGCUUUGCGGUGUCUGUUGCAGAGAAUAUGAGACUCUACAGGCCGUUUGAGAAGGUUUCGACAGAUUUUGAGCCGUUUGUGGUGCCUGAUCUUCCUCAUCAGAUUACAUUUUAUAGAACGCAGGUUUCUGCAAAUGAUAGAGGGGAAAUUAAGAGCGACUUCGACAAGGUGUUGGAAGAAGCCAUUGAGUCAGUGAAGAGAAGCUACGGUGUGAUUUUCAACAGUUUUUACGAGCUUGAGCCAGAAUACCUGGAUCGUUACAAGGAGAUUUUUGGGGGAAAUGCGUGGCAUGUUGGCCCUCUUUCCUUAUGCAACGACAAAAUCGACGAAGCUCAUAGGGGCAAAAUAGCAUCCAUUGAUGAGCAAGAAUGUCGGAAAUGGCUCGACUCCAAGAACCCUAAUUCUGUCAUUUACUUGUGCUUUGGGAGCAUAGCAGAAUUCAGCGACUCCCAGUUACACGAAAUCGCAUCAGCUCUUGAAGUAUCCGGCCAAGAAUUCAUUUGGGUGGUCAAGAAAAGUUUCACCGGAGAUGAAAAAUGGUUGCCGGAGGGAUUCAAGGAGAGAACUAAAGGUAAAGGCUUGAUCAUAAAUGGGUGGGCACCGCAGCUUCUGAUUCUAAGCCAUGCAGCAGUAGGGGCUUUCGUGACCCACUGUGGGUGGAAUUCGACGUUAGAAGCAGUUGCUGCAGGAGUGCCGAUGGUCACAUGGCCCCUUUUCGCUGAACAAUUCUACAACGAAAAGCUGGUGACCGAUGUUUUAAAGGUGGGAAUUCCAGUAGGGAAUCGGAAGUGGAGUGUGGGGGUUCAUGAUGAUGAGGUGAAGAGGGAGGAAAUAGCGAAGGCGCUGGAAAGAAUUAUGUCAAAUGUCGAAAGCUUGGAGAUAAGAAGGAGAGCUGGGGAGUUGGGGGAGAUUGCAAGAAAAGCUGUUGAACCAGGUGGUUCAUCUUGUUCUGAUCUGAGUUGUCUGUUGCAAGAACUUUGUGCUUAUCAUCAGUCUUCUUGUAGCAAAUAAGCAGCUGAUUUUGAAUGCGUAUGUGUUUCACCUACUGCUGUGUUUCUUGCUGAUCAAACCACUUGUGUGUGACAUGGUUGGUCAUACUUGUAUUUCUCAAUGUUAUGCCUGCAAUAAAAUUAUUUAUACAAAUAUAUUUAUGUGUUAAUCUGUCA
Sesamum indicum (sesame) is the source of this 1727-nucleotide messenger RNA. RefSeq names its product scopoletin glucosyltransferase. Gene Ontology annotation, molecular function: UDP-glucosyltransferase activity. Lineage: Eukaryota; Viridiplantae; Streptophyta; Magnoliopsida; Lamiales; Pedaliaceae. The record is from RefSeq and is a predicted model, not a curated record.